AGACAAUCAUAUGUUGAUGCAGCUGUAGAGUUUUUAAAAUUAUAUCGGAGCAAGUCAUAUGUUCUUAUAGACCAAAUGUCUUCUGAAAAUAAAACUAGAGCUGGGAAUUGCAAUGUCCAGAUGGUUGUUUAUGAGGCAGGGAAGUGAAUUGUUAGUGUACAAUGUAAACGAUCUACAGCAUCAAAAGGAGAUUUCGAAGAAAACGGUGGUUUUAGAAUAUGUUUUUCGAAUGAAAAGUUGUUUUUUAUCAAUGAGGAUUGUUCAACAAUUAUUUUGGAAUUUCUUUACCGACCUUCGGCUUUUAGCUUCCAUGAGAGUAGGGGUAGAGUGGGCGCGCUGUCCACAGUGCUGUCCGAGUACCAUCUCAAUAGAUAACAGCGCAAGUAACCUGCAACAGCGAUAACCAUGGCAAAGUGCCCCCAAGUAGAAAAAUGUUGACGACCUCUGACAUUUAAAACACUCGUAUCUUUCUGGAAAUGUGUGUCUGACACAGAAAAACUACAUAUAUUUUUUAAGACUCUCGAUUUACAGUAUGAGUAUAAGUUUCGCCCAAUAGGCUUCUAGUUUGUUUCAAAUAUAUAGAAAGAGAUAUGUACCGAAGUACAAAGCUAUUGAUAACCUCAUGAAUGAUACGAUUGUUCACAAUCACAAUAUUACUUCAAUUGAGAAAGGCGAAAAUAAUUUCUUUUGGUCAAAGUAUUUUAUUGAUCUCUCAUGAACGCUAUGGCGUUUUUCAAACUAAAAUUUUUUUACUAAAUUAGUUUCGUCAUUUUUUUUCUAUAAAUAUAGAUCUAUGAGAUAAUAUGUAAUAAUAAUAAAAAAAAUGUUAUAACCUCUACAACUAAUGAACACCACGCGGUCAAUAAAGUUAGUCAUAAGUACAUAUAAUUUUGUUUCCACUCAAACCCAAGAUUCAGCAGAUUUUUAUUGAUGUAAGAUUUUAAUAAAAAAUACUUAAUACAAAUAUAUUCACUUGCCUUAUAAGUUUUC
Messenger RNA from Nezara viridula (southern green stink bug), 990 nucleotides. Lineage: Eukaryota; Metazoa; Arthropoda; Insecta; Hemiptera; Pentatomidae. The record is from the annotation of a GenBank genome assembly.